Rubroshorea leprosula is the source of this 2366-nucleotide messenger RNA. The record is from the annotation of a GenBank genome assembly. Lineage: Eukaryota; Viridiplantae; Streptophyta; Magnoliopsida; Malvales; Dipterocarpaceae.
AAAGCUAUUGAUGAAAAAGGGGAAACGAGCAUUCUAAAUGACACAGAGAUAAAAAGAAGACAGGAGGCAUUCCAACAGCUAUGUGAAUGGAAUAACGCAAGAGAUAGCAUGCUUUACCAGAAAUCAAGACAAAAAUGGCUAAAGGAGGGGGAUGCAAACAGCAGGAGGUCAAAAGGCUCAUCAAGGACUACUUCAAGAAGAAAUUUGAGGAAGAAAGAUGGGAGAGACUAGAAUUUGUGCUAGACAGUUUCAGGAGGUUAUCAAUUGAAGAAAUCAAAUCUCUGGAAGCAGCAUUUACAGAGGAGGAAAUCCAAGAAGCAGUGUGGGGGUGCAACGGUAGUAAAAGCCCAGGACCGGAUGGCUUCAAUUUCAAUUUUCUGAAGAAAAUGUGGCCAAUAUUGAAGAAGGAUCUAUUCGAAUGUAUGGCAGAAUUUCACAUGAAUGGGAAGUUAGCUAAAGGAAGUAAUGCAUCAUUUAUUGUUUUGGUCCCUAAGAAGGAGAAUCCUCAAGGCUUGGGAGAGUAUAGACCAAUCUCUCUCAUUGGUUGCAUAUACAAAAUCAUCUCCAAAAUCCUAGCUAACAGAUUGAGAAAAGUAGUGUCUUCCCUAAUUGGUCCCCAACAAUCUGCAUUCAUAGAAGGAAGACAGAUCACAGACGGAAUAAUUAUUCUCAAUGAGAUGGUACACGAAGCCAAGAGUAGCAAAAAGCCAGUAUUGAUCUUCAAAGCAGAUUUUGAGAAGGCUUAUGAUAGUAUCAAUUGGAAGUUCUUGGACAGUAUGAUGAGUAAAUUUGGGUUUAGCCACAAGUGGAGAACAUGGAUCAGGGAGUGCAUAUCAUCAGCUACAGUUUCAAUCCUGGUUAAUGGGAGCCCUACAGAACAAUUUCAAAUGGAAAAGGGACUACGACAAGGGGAUCCUUUAGCCCCAUUUCUAUUCCUCAUGAUAGCCGAAGCUCUAAAUGGCCUUAUGUUGAAGGCAGCGGAGGAGAAUUUGUUCCAGGGGGUGGAGAUCGGUAGAAGCGGCCUUAAACUCACGCAUUUACAAUACGCAGAUGAUUCUAUCUUCUUUUGCGAAGCAAAUGAGCAAAAUGUUAUGGUCCUAAAGAGCAUCUUAAGAAGCUUUGAAAUGAUCUCUGGCCUCAAAGUUAAUUUCUUCAAAAGCUCCCUAGUAGGACUCAAUGUUGAAAAGGUCAGCCUUGAAGCUUAUGCAGAGAAAUUGAAUUGUGCCACUGGAAAGUUUCCUUUUAAAUAUCUGGGGGUGCUGAUUGGUUCAAAUCCGAGAAGAAUGUCUACUUGGGCCCCGGUGAUUGACAUCAUGAAGAGGAGACUUUCCAACUGGAAGAGGGACUCGCUAUCCUUUGGUGGACGUAUAAUUCUUCUAAAUUCUGUCCUCUCGAGCAUCCCGGUGUACUACUUCUCAACCCUAAAAGCCCCAAAACAGGUGUUGGAGGCUAAGUAUAAAAUAGACAAAAGGGAGAUGUGGGAAGCAAAUAAAUGGGAUAGGCUAGGAUCGGCAUGGUGGAGAGACUUGCGGAAGAUAGAAUAUGAAGUAGAUGGAAAGAGAGGUUGGUUCAAGGAAGGGGUAGGAAAAAUAGUAGGAGAAGGGAAAGAAACUCUGUUCUGGCAUGAGGUCUGGGCGGGAGAUAUGCCGCUAAAAGAGAAAUUUAAUAGAUUAUUCCGCUUGUCCAGGGAAAAAGAUGUUUGUAUUGCAGAUAUGGGAGAAUGGAGAAAUGGGGAAUUGACGUGGAACUGGAAGUGGAGAAGGAGUCUCUUUACAUGGGAAACUGAUAUGCUACAAGACCUCCUUUCAACAGUACAAGGGACAAAGCUAAAACAGGGUGAAGACGACUGCUUUGUGUGGAAUCAUGACCCAACAGGCAAGUACUCAAUAUUAGCUGCAAAUGUCCGAAAGGUUAGCUGCAAAUGUCCGAAAGAUGAAGUAUCAACAUCUGAAAUAUCAUCAUGGCAAGUUGUGCAUGUGACAGCGUCUCUGGACCAUAAAUUCUCCAAUAGUGGAGUCUGAAUGGCCUGAACCUGGGUAUUCCUGCUCUGCAUACUGGCUUCUCUUUUGAGUGUACACUGAAGAGGCAGCUGUGAAAGCAUGAGUUCAGGGUGGAAAAGUGAUCUAGAUGGCACAUAAGUUAUAGCUGCAUUGAUCUUGCCUUGAUUCAGGCAACAUCCGUAAGAGCUCUUUCUCCUGCCUCAUCUCCUUGGCUCUCUCCAACUGUCUGAACCUUUCUUGCAGAAGAGCAAUGGAUGGAUGAACGACUGUUGGAUCAAUUUGUCUAUCUCCACUCAUUGGAAGAUGAAGAGUACACUUUAAGGAGACCUCAAAUGCAUAUGCUCAUAAUAUAGGACAUAGCUAAGA